UAUGUCUGGCCACUUGUACAUGGUUUAAAAGUCUAGCCUGUAUUCCAGUCACUUCAGAGGGGCAUAUAUUUAGUUUGAGACUCAUGGGUACCAUGGCACGAGAGGGACAUAUUCUGCUCAUUGCAAUGCUGCUGACUGGAGUCUGCAAUGCAGACCCACAGAUUUUAUCAGUGACAACUGUGCAGCAAGAGCCAUACACAAUGAGCAAAGGCUCAACAUUAGAGGGUUACUGCGUAGACCUUUUGUCUGCACUCUCCAAAAAGCUGGGUUUUCUGUACAAUGUUCACCUGGUGAAAGAUGGAAAAUACGGCAAAAUUGAUGAGAGUGGCAGCUGGACUGGCAUGAUUGGAGAAAUUGUGAGAGGGGAAGCAGACUUAGCCAUUGCCCCACUUACUGUGACAGCUGCUCGUGAGGCAGCAGUGGACAUGUCUCAGCCCUUUAUGCAGACUGGCCUGAGUUUCAUCAUGAAGAAGGACUUUACUUCAGAUGAGCAGGACCACCUCAGCCUCUUAAAUCCCUUUUCCACUGAAAUAUGGGUUGGCAUUCUAAUUGCUUACCUUGUGACUUCCAUUUGUAUCUAUCUAGCGGCCAGGAUUAGCCCUUAUGAAUGGGACAAACCCCAAACAGAGGAGAAUCACUUCUCUUUGCUACACAGUUUCUGGUACGCUGCUGGAGCCUUAACACUUCAAGGUGCAGGUCCUCACCCCAAGGCUUUGUCAGGUCGUGUGAUUGCUGCCAUCUGGUGGUUGUUUUCAUUGGGGCUGCUGGCCUGCUACUUGGCUAACCUCAAUUCAUGGAUGCAGUCAGACAACAAACAGCGAUCUCUGACGAGUUUUGAGGACCUUGCAAACCAAGACAUCAUUGAGUACGGUACGGUUAAAGGUGGUUCAUCACAGGCCUUCUUUCAGAACUCCCAGACCCCCACUUAUCGAAAGAUAUAUGAGGAAAUGGAGAGGAAGCAGAGCUAUUCAAUGACAACGGAAGAAGGAAUCCGCCGGGCGCAGGAAGGGAGCUAUGCAUUCAUUGGAGAAGCUGUGUCCCUGGAUCUAGCCAUGGCUCGCUACUGUGACCUGCAGCGCUCUCCAGAGGUCAUUGCUAUGAGAGGGUACGGCAUUGCCGCACCCUUAGGCUCUCCCAUAGUGAAGAACUUGAGUGUGGCCAUUCUCCAGCUGAGUCAGUCAGGAGAGCUGGAUGACCUAUAUAAUAAAUGGUGGCACAACAGCUGUCCUGCAGAUGACGCCAAGGUCUUGUCUCUGAAGAUAACCAAUCUAAAGGGCAUCUUUUUGCUGCUGGCACUGGGUCUGACAGUGGGAGUCCUCCUGGCAUUGCUGGAACUUGGAGCCAAAUCACACACAGCUGCCAGUGCUGAGGAGAAAUCCUGCUGCUCGGUGUUGUCUUCUGAACUAAGUCAGCGAUUUGGAGGAAGUGGAGAGAAGAUGCCAGCGCAAACUUCUGAGAAAUGCAAAGCUUAAAUACUAUGUUUGAGAAUUUAACAUUCUCUCCACCAAACAUUUUUUUCUAGUACCACUUAUUGUAAUACUGAUACAUAAUGCCAGUAAGCAAUGGAAGUCUCACUUUUAAUGACAAUACUAUUAGUCUCACUUUGUUUUUUAGUAAAUGAUUGUUCAGGUAAUCAGUUUAUCCAAGCAUGCUACAUCUUUGUUCCUUUGUCUUCAUGCUCUUUUUGUGCUUACAGUCUAAAAUAAAAAUAGCAUAUCUACUGAUGCA
Molecule: messenger RNA, 1728 nt
Organism: Chanos chanos (milkfish)
Lineage: Eukaryota; Metazoa; Chordata; Actinopteri; Gonorynchiformes; Chanidae
Product: probable glutamate receptor
Exons: 10
Coding region: 84-1472 (462 amino acids)
Biological process (GO): monoatomic ion transport
Cellular component (GO): membrane
Molecular function (GO): ligand-gated monoatomic ion channel activity; signaling receptor activity
Source: RefSeq, a predicted model, not a curated record